Culex quinquefasciatus (southern house mosquito) is the source of this 4083-nucleotide messenger RNA. RefSeq lists its product as uncharacterized. The transcript is spliced from 4 exons. Gene Ontology annotation, molecular function: nucleic acid binding. The record is from RefSeq and is a predicted model, not a curated record. The coding region runs from base 1 to 4083 and encodes 1360 amino acids. NCBI's taxonomy places the organism in Eukaryota, Metazoa, Arthropoda, Insecta, Diptera, Culicidae. Gene Ontology annotation, biological process: DNA integration.
AUGGAUGCCGACCAGUUUCAACAGUUUAUGGCGAAACAAAAUGAGCUGGUGACGAAGCUGGUUGCUGGCCUACAACAGCGUGCUGUGCCGGCGUCGAACAUCAGUUCCGUGGUUCCGCCACCACCGGCUCUCUGUCUUGACGGAGACAUGGAGGAGAACUACGAGUUUUUCCUAACCAACUGGAGAAACUACUCACAAGCCGUGGGCAUGGACAGUUGGCCGGCGAAUCAGGCCUCAAAAAAGGUCAGUUUUCUGAUGUCCGUCAUCGGAGAAGCUGCGCUCAAAAAGUAUUACAACUUCGACCUGACAGAGGAUCAAAAGAAAGACGUCGCCGAGGCCCUGAAGGCUAUCAAGCAGAAGGUCGUGCGCAGCCCCCGGCUGAAAAGUUUGGCGAAACCGUGCAAAUUUGCACUCUUGGAGGACGAGUUUAUCUUGUUCAAAAUAGUGACCAGCAACAAGUGGGGCCACCUGCGGACCAAAAUGUUGAGCAUGCAGGAUCUCACAACGGGAAAAGCAGUGGAUAUCUGCCGCGUGGAAGAGAUUGCAGAGCAACGUUUGCGGCACCUCUCCUUGGAGUCGCCGGUGGUCAGUGAUGUGAAGAAGAUUAACAAGAAGACCAAGAAGAAGCUGCAGCGGUGUAAGUUCUGUGGAGAUGAGCACGAGUUUGUGAAGGGAGCGUGUCCAGCAUACGGCAAGAAAUGCAAGCGUUGCGGCGGCCGCAACCACUUUGAGAAGGCGUGUAAAAUCGAUCAACCCUGGAAGCAGAAGCGACGCCACCGUCGUGUCAAGGAGGUGAAGGACGACGAGAGCAGUUCCGAGGAACGCUCUGAAUCCAGCAGUGUGGACAGCGACGACGAAGAAAGUGAGCACGAAGUGCAGAUUGCCAAAAUCAAGUCCAAGUCAGCUGUGGAGAGUAGUGCUUUGGCGGUUCUGGAUUUCAAGCUAGGCCGGAAGUGGAAACCAGUUACGUGCGAGAUCGACACGGGUGCGGAUGCCACAUUGAUCGGGUAUAACUGUUUGACUGAGCUUCUUGAAACUCCGAACCCGACACUGCAACCAACAAGCAUCAAGCUGAAGUCUUUCGGUGGCAACCCGAUACCAGUGUUGGGACAGGUUAUGCUACCUGUAAAACGAAAAGGCAAGCGGUUCCAGCUCGUCCUGCAAGUCGUUGACUAUGACCACCGCCCGCUCUUGUCGCUUAAGGCUUCACAGUCGCUGGGCUUUGUGAAGUUCUGCCGAUCGGUGAAGAUACGCCGACCAGAAGCAGCCACAGAAGAGGAGAAGCUGCUCAGUGUCUACAAGGUGAAAGCCGAAGCAAUCGUCGAGAAACACAGUGACAUCUUCGCUGGCUACGGCCGGUUUCCCGGAGUGGUUUCCUGGAAGUGGACGAAAGAGUUGGACAAACUGGAAGAGGACGGCAUUAUAGUGAAGGAAACGCGACACACCGAGUGGGUUAGCAACAUUGUGUUAGUCCGCCGUGGCGGCCAGAACGAGUCCGUUCGGAUUUGUCUCGAUCCUGUCCCGCUCAACAAAGCGCUGAAGCGGCCCAAUUUGCAGUUUGACACGAUUGACGAGUUGCUUCCCGAGUUGGGCAACGCCAAGAUUUUCACAACUGUGGACACGAAAAAAGGAUUUUGGCACGUGGAACUGGACACCCCCAGCAGCAAGCUGACCACCUUCUGGACACCAUUCGGUCGAUACCGCUGGGUCAGGAUGCCGUUUGGUAUUUCUCCAGCACCUGAACUGUUCCAGCUGAAGCUGCAAGGUGCGAUACAAGGACUGGAAGGAGUGACCGGGUUAGCGGAUGACUUGCUGGUGUACGGCACCGGAGCGGAUCUGGAGGAAGCUUUGGACAACCACAAUCGGGCUCUAGAACAACUGUUGGUGCGGCUCAAAGAGAACAACGUGAAACUCAACCGGUCCAAGCUCAAGUUGUGUCAGACAUCGGUGAAGUUCUUUGGACACGUGCUGACAACGAAGGGACUAACAGCAGACGAAACCAAGACAGCCGCAAUCCGCAACUUUCCCACACCAACCAACAAGAAGGAGCUCCUGCGAUUUGUCGGCAUGGUCAACUAUUUGAGCCGGUACAUCCGGAACCUAAGCGCUCAUUUUGUCAACCUGCGGAAACUGAUCGCCGAAAAGGAAAGCUGGCGCUGGACUGCUGCUGAGGACGAGGAGUUCCAGAAACCCCUGGUAAUCGAGUGUGACGCGAGUGGUUUCGGUCUGGGCGUUGCAGUGUUUCAACAAGACGGUGUGAUCGGUUACGCGUCCAGAACCCUCACUGCGACGGAGAAGAACUAUGCCCAGAUAGAGAAGGAGCUGUUGGCGAUCUUGUUUGCUUGCCUCAGAUUCGAUCAACUAAUUGUUGGCAACCCGAAGACCAUUAUCAAAACCGACCACAAACCGCUGGUGAACAUCUUCCGGAAGCCGUUGUUGUCGGCCCCACGACGCUUGCAACAUAUGCUGUUGAACCUGCAACGAUACAAGCCGGAGAUUAUGUUCGUGGCCGGCAAAGAAAACGUCGUCGCUGAUGCCAUUUCGCGAGCCCCUUACGACGACGAUCACGCUCAAGCUGGAGAUUACCAGAAGCUGGAGAUAUUCAAGGUGAUGCGCGACCUGGAAGACGUUAAGCUGAAGCACUUCUUGAACAUCUCAGAUGAUCGUCUGACGGAGAUCAUGGCGGAGACGGCGGCGGAUCCAGUGUUGCAGCUGGUGAUCCGGUUGAUUGGUGAAGGUUGGCCAGAGACCAUCGGUGGUGUACCGGACAGCGUCCGCGUUUUCUUCAGCUACAGAAACGAACUUACCACCCAGGAUGGAUUAGUGUUCCGUAACGACAGAAUACUGAUUCCCCACAAGCUGCGGCGCAAAAUGAUCGAGAAGACUCACAUCAGCCACAAUGGUGUUGAGGCGACCUUGAAGCUGGCACGUGCGAAUAUUUUUUGGCCUGGGAUGAGCGCACAAAUUCGAGACACAGUCAAGGAGUGUGCCGUCUGCGCCAAAUUCGCCGGUUCGCAGUCCAAGCCCCCGAUGCCGAGUCACCCGGUUCCAGUUCACCCGUUUCAACUGGUGUCGCUUGAUGUGUUCUUCGCUGAGUACCGAGGUAUUAAGCGGAAGUUUUUGGUGACGGUUGAUCACUAUUCCGAUCUGUUCGAGAUUGAUCUGCUGAAGGAUCUCACUCCACAAUCCGCCAUCGCGGCUUGCAAGAUCAACUUCGCGCGGCAUGGCGUUCCCCAGCUCUUGCUGACAGAUAACGGAACGCACUUCGUGGGAAAAGAGUGGCGACAAUUUGCGGGAGAAUGGGACUUCAGUCACACCACUUCAGCGCCACACCAUCAACAAGCGAAUGGCAAAUCGGAGGCAGCGGUUAAAAUCGCUAAACAGUUGAUCAAGAAGUGUGAAGAAUCCGGCACGGAUUUUUGGUACGCUCUCCUGCAUUGGCGUAACGUACCAAACAAGAUCGGAUCGAGUCCUGCAGCUCGCUUAUUCUCUCGUCAAACACGAUGUGGUGUCCCAACUGCUGCUGGCAACUUACUUCCGCGAGUGGUCGAGGGAGUUCCGGAUGCUAUCAAGGAAAACAGGAGGAAGAUAAAGUAUUAUUACGAUAGAAAGUGUCGUAAUCUGCCGCAGCUGGAAACCGGUGCACCAGUGUACGUCCAAGUCCAUCCACAGAAGUCUACGGUGUGGUCACCCGGAACAGUCGCCGCCAAGCAAACUGACCGAUCGUAUCUCGUGGAUGUGGACGGGGCAUUCUAUCGACGGGAUUUGGUUAACCUAAAGUCACGCAAAGAACCGAACACGCAGCCUGCCGUCAACCAUCCCGUUCUACAGGACAAUCCGUUGCCGUCUGGUCCGAAUCCAGAUGUAGCAGUGGCCGAGAAACCAGCGGAGUUUCCGUGGACCGAUUCACCGAGCACCCCGAUCACCAAAUCUUCGAAGCCGAACAAACGAUUGUCUUCGCUGUCAUCGACACCGCAGCCGAAGGAAAAAGCAUCGCCUACCGAGACGGUUACACUGGAGAGAUCGCGCCCCAAACGAGAAGUGAAGCUGCCGACUAAAUUACACGAUUAUUGUCUGGAAUAA